This is a messenger RNA of Aspergillus fumigatus Af293, 678 nucleotides long. RefSeq names its product EXPERA domain-containing protein (gene hyd1). Gene Ontology annotation, molecular function: steroid Delta-isomerase activity; cholestenol delta-isomerase activity; C-8 sterol isomerase activity. NCBI's taxonomy places the organism in Eukaryota, Fungi, Ascomycota, Eurotiomycetes, Eurotiales, Aspergillaceae. Gene Ontology annotation, biological process: sterol biosynthetic process. Gene Ontology annotation, cellular component: endoplasmic reticulum; membrane. The record is from RefSeq and is a predicted model, not a curated record.
AUGAUUCCCCAUUAUUAUUAUCCGCCAACUAUCCGUCUGCCCCAUUAUUCAGCCAACGAGACUUCGGUCUUGUCAUUGAUUACUCAAUUUGGAUUUCUCUGGGCCGCUGUACUGGGGAUAGCUUUCAUUGUCAUUCGGCGAACGCGACCUACUGUCAGUCGGUCAGAUCAGCUGUCUUUUAUAUGGAUGUGCUUGACUGGCUUUAUUCAUCUAUUCUUUGAAGCAUACUUUGUUACCCAUCAUGAAUCCCUCGCCGGCGCCCAACAAUUAUUCGGCCAGCUAUGGAAGGAAUACUCCCUCUCUGACUCGCGGUACUUGACCUCAGACGCCUUCCUUGUCUCCAUGGAGGCAGUCACAGCGUUCUGCUGGGGGCCCCUCGCAUUUUUCAUCGCAUAUUGCAUCGCAGUCCAACAUCCCCUCCGUCAUGCCCUCCAACUCAUUAUGUCCACGGGACAAGUCUAUGGGGAUGUUCUUUACUACGCCACGAGCUUGUUUGACCUCUAUUUCCAUGGGGUGAUCUUCUGUCGGCCAGAACGCUACUACUUUUGGUUCUACUACUUUUUCAUGAACUUUAUUUGGAUUGCGAUUCCCUCCUAUCAUGUGUACCAAAGUGUUGUUGAGAUCACCCGUGCGUUUCGAAGGCUCGGAGAGCUUGAUCAGAGACAGAAAGGGAAAUAA